AUGCCUCCAACUGAAGCCCCUCCUGCUUAUACACCAAUUUCGAAAAAAGCGUCCUCGGUUAUUCCAGACGACCAGCUCUGGGCCCUUAGAGGGUACGAUAUAGUAUAUAUCGUUGACGAUAGCAGUCUGAUGGCAUGGACAGAGAAGAAACUGGGCAUUGUGCCGUGGCCACAUGCUCGUGAUGCCUUGAUGACGCUUUCCAAUAUUUGUGCUGACUGGGAUGAAGAUGGUCAGGAUAUAUGGUUUCUCAAUAAGAGAGCUCCAGUUUUGGGCGUUUCGCCAGAGCGGAUCCAAGAAGAGUUUGAUGGCCGUACGCCUUGUGGUGGUACUAACAUGGGCAAGACGUUGUUGAAUUUGGCCCAGAAGUACUUUGAAGACUAUAAGCAAGGGUCGACCAAACCGGUGAAUAUAUUGGCUAUAACCGAUGGCCAGUUUUCCGAUGACGUUGCCAGCGUGGUUAGAUGGAUUGUCCAGCAAUUGGAAACGCUCAAUGCGCCGCCAAACCAAAUGGGAAUCCAGUUUGUUCAGAUUGGUGCUGAUCCAGCAGCCAAAAAGUGUCUCAAAAUGCUCGACGACGAUUUGGAAAAGAAAGGCCUUGCAAGAGAUAUCGUCGACACUGUCCCUUGGGACAACAAAAAGGUUGACGGUGCAAAAUUCAGCGGAAAGUACUUGGCCAAGGUUGUGUGUGGAGCCAUCAAUAAGCGAUUAGACGCUGACUCAGGCAUGGCCCCAAAGAAGCGCUGGGUGAAACGUAUUUUCAACAAGUCUUAG
This is a messenger RNA of Candidozyma haemuli, 771 nucleotides long. RefSeq lists its product as uncharacterized. NCBI's taxonomy places the organism in Eukaryota, Fungi, Ascomycota, Pichiomycetes, Serinales, Metschnikowiaceae. The record is from RefSeq and is a predicted model, not a curated record. The transcript has a single exon. Bases 1 to 771 code for a protein of 256 amino acids.